Messenger RNA from Lactuca virosa, 1044 nucleotides. The record is from the annotation of a GenBank genome assembly. NCBI's taxonomy places the organism in Eukaryota, Viridiplantae, Streptophyta, Magnoliopsida, Asterales, Asteraceae.
AGAAAAACAAAACCACAGCCAUAAGAGUUUCCAAGAAUCCACGAUAUUUUACAUCGGCGUCUGGAAUUUCUCCGCCAGAGGCCGCAUUAGAUAUCUCAUCCCCAUCUCCCUCCUCCACGCAACAUCGACACCGUCAUCCAUGGCUUCUAUCCCUCCGCUUCUAGACCCAUUAUCUCUCUCUCAAUUCCGUUCCUCCACCCUCUUCCACCAUCAUCCGCUUUCUCUAAUCUCACCCCCUCCAUCAUUUAUCUAUACUCUCCCAUCUUCUCGCCUCCUUCCAGUUUCUCGCAGACCCACUUUCACCGUCGCCGGAGCAGCUACCUUGACCGGUAAUUCCGUACCGCCAAGAAAUGGAGUCUUAAUUGUGGGUGAUUUCAUGACUACAAAAGAAGAGUUACAUGUCGUUAAGCCCACAACAACAGUAGACGAAGCUCUAGAAGCUCUUGUAGAACACAGAAUAACAGGAUUUCCUGUAAUCGAUGAUAACUGGAAAUUGGUUGGAUUGGUUUCAGAUUAUGACUUAUUAGCACUGGACUCUGUAUCAGGCCCUGCCCGACCUGAUACGGGCAUGUUCCCGGAAGUUGAUAGCACCUGGAAGACAUUUAAUGAAGUACAAAAUUUGCUAAGUAAAACUGAUGGGAAGUUGGUUGGUGAUUUAAUGACACCUGCGCCAUUAGUAGUUCGUGAAAAUACUAAUCUUGAAGAUGCUGCAAGAUUGUUACUUGAAACCAAAUAUCGCCGCCUUCCAGUUGUAGAUGGGGAGGGAAAGCUGGUGGGGAUUAUUACAAGAGGAAAUGUUGUAAGAGCUGCCUUACAAAUAAAAAAGGCGAGUGAAAUGAAAACAUAAUGUUUGAAGGAAUAGUUGCGUUGGUGAUUUUUAUGCAUGUAGCAAACUAGUAAUGAAAUUAGUUCCAAAAUUUUUGGUAAUUUGUAAUAAAACUUAAUUUUUUAUUUGUAGAUCUACUAUAAUUAUCCAAUUGAGAUCAUAAUGUUGUAGUAUUGUUUUUCCAAACAAGUAAUGUCAUUCAAUGGGGCAUCGUUAUA